CCCAAUAGAUAGCAACGUGUUGGAACCGACUCGUCGCCUCUUCGCUUCGCUGCCUGCGAAUCGGCUAGCCUCCCCCUUUUCGCUACUUUCAUCGGCGCCCGGAGGCGAGCCCCUCCGGCGAGAACCCACCGACAGAUAGGAAGCCAGCUCGUAGGUCGGAGAAUUUUGGCUGCUAUGGGGGGAUUGGAUUCUUCAAGUAUGGAGACUGACCUUGAUCGUCCCAACAUUGAGGAGUAUCUUACGACGGAGACAAUUCGGGAAGUUCCAAAGAAGCUCCAUUUGUCCGACCUUUUAGACAUUUCCCCUACCCUCACUGAAGCUGCGGGCGCCAUUGUGGAUGACUCUUUUACACGCUGUUUUAAAUCAAAUUCUCCGGAACCUUGGAAUUGGAAUAUCUAUUUGUUCCCAUUGUGGUGCUUGGGAGUAGUUGUACGAUAUGGGAUUCUCUUUCCAGCAAGAGUUGGAGUUUUGGCUCUGGGAUGGAUAGUGUUCUUUGCAGCCUUCCUUCCAGUACAUUUCCUUAUAAGAGGGCAUGAUAAAUGGAGAUGCAAAAUAGAGAGGAAACUGGUUGAAAUGAUGUGCAGUGUUUUUGUUGCUUCAUGGACAGGAGUGAUCAAAUACCAUGGACCACGUCCAAGCAGACGUCCGCAGCAGGUAUUUGUUGCCAACCACACUUCUAUGAUUGAUUUCAUCAUCUUAGAACAGAUGACAGCAUUUGCUGUUAUCAUGCAGAAGCAUCCUGGUUGGGUUGGAUUUAUUCAGAAGACUAUUUUAGAAAGUGUGGGCUGUAUUUGGUUUAAUCGCACUGAGUCCAAAGAUCGUGAAGUCGUUGCUACAAAGAUAAGGGAACAUACUCAAGGAGUUGACAACAAUCCUCUUCUCAUAUUUCCUGAAGGAACUUGUGUAAACAACCAUUACACUGUUAUGUUCAAGAAGGGUGCUUUUGAACUUGGUUGCGCUGUGUGCCCAGUAGCAAUCAAGUACAAUAAGAUUUUCGUGGAUGCUUUUUGGAACAGUAAAAAGCAGUCUUUUACUACACACUUAGCUCAGCUUAUGACAUCAUGGGCCGUAGUCUGCGAUGUGUGGUACCUGGAACCUCAGUACAUACGACCUGGCGAGAUUCCUAUCGAGUUUGCUGAAAGGGUUCGAGACAUGAUCUCCGUUCGGGCUGGUCUCAAGAAGGUUCCAUGGGAUGGUUAUCUGAAGUACUUCCGCCCCAGCCCCAAGCUCACAGAACGCAAGCAGCAGAUUUUUGCAGAAUCAGUCUUAAAGCGAUUGGAGGAAAUAUAAAGUACCUUCAUAACUUUAUUCUCUGUGCUUUGUGUUGUUGGACUCUUAGACUCGAAAAUUCUUGCCUUCUGCUCCCAAUUUCAUCAGUUCGUUGAGUUAGAAACAUUUUCUAGAUUGAUGGUUAUUGACUUACAAUGUCGUUGAGUCACAAAUGUCGAUCUCUCUAUUUAGCCUAAGAAUAGACUUAGUAGAUAAAUGGGACAAAAUUGAAUCUCCUAGACACCGCGAGCUAGCUCUCUGGUUCAGUUGAAGUUCCAAGAUUCAUUUUCA
Molecule: messenger RNA, 1560 nt
Organism: Zingiber officinale
Lineage: Eukaryota; Viridiplantae; Streptophyta; Magnoliopsida; Zingiberales; Zingiberaceae
Product: glycerol-3-phosphate acyltransferase 9-like
Exons: 13
Coding region: 175-1290 (371 amino acids)
Biological process (GO): triglyceride biosynthetic process
Cellular component (GO): endoplasmic reticulum
Molecular function (GO): glycerol-3-phosphate O-acyltransferase activity
Source: RefSeq, a predicted model, not a curated record